AUGGGAUGUAUUAUUGGUUUUACAUUUUCAAAUAAUGAGACAAAUAUUAAAAUAUAUGAUAAUAUCUCAGCUACAAUUAAUAAAAUUAAAGAGAAUAAUAUUGUUGCUAAAGAUAUAAGAGUAUAUAUAUUACAA
This is a messenger RNA of Dentiscutata erythropus, 135 nucleotides long. The record is from the annotation of a GenBank genome assembly. NCBI's taxonomy places the organism in Eukaryota, Fungi, Glomeromycota, Glomeromycetes, Diversisporales, Gigasporaceae.